Messenger RNA from Salvelinus fontinalis (brook trout), 4336 nucleotides. Its product is annotated as interleukin-31 receptor subunit alpha. Lineage: Eukaryota; Metazoa; Chordata; Actinopteri; Salmoniformes; Salmonidae. Gene Ontology annotation, molecular function: cytokine binding; cytokine receptor activity. The transcript has 15 exons. Gene Ontology annotation, biological process: cytokine-mediated signaling pathway. Gene Ontology annotation, cellular component: external side of plasma membrane; signaling receptor complex. Bases 1534 to 3318 code for a protein of 594 amino acids. The record is from RefSeq and is a predicted model, not a curated record.
GUGUACAGGGUAAACCAUUCCUGGAUAGUUACUUGCCUAUUAACCUUUUCCCAUGUUAUGAUGUAUGGUCAUACGGAAGAACAUUCUGAGAGGCGCCAACUUCAUGAGUUAACUGUAAAGAGGACAGACCUGAAGCGAUGUGACAACGAUAACCGCGUAUGCGUCACUGACGAUAGUGACUGUGUCCCCAGAUCUCAUGUGUCUCAUGAAAGGGUGAAUAUAUCAUGCUUUUUUCUACUCACUGACUAUGCUCUGACUCCGUAUCCUCAAUGCCUUUGGAGUCAGGAAUAUAACAUCAAUGUAGAAAGCAUGCACUCUCUCAUUUUCAGUCAGACCACUCCGGUUUAUUCAUGUAUGGGAAUCUUCAGCCUUGGUGGACGAAUGAAUGUAACUUUAAAAAUGAAGAACAACAUGAACGGAAUGGAGUCGUGGUCAGAGCCCUACGAAGUGGCAGUACAACAAGCAAGUAAUAACCCUUUAAUUGCUCAUUUUAGCACAUCAUUUGAGAUGAGGGACACCUUGUCAUGUGUUGUUUAUUUCAAUUAUUAACAGGUGUCUUGUUGAAUCUUGAAUUCAUAAAUGCAUUUAUAAUUGGUUUAUACAUUUAUGGAAUUUAUUUAAAUUUUGUAUUUAUUUAUUAGGAUCACCAUUACUCUUCCUGGCAUCCAGAUAGUGUUAAAACAGUUACAUCAUAAAUAAAACAAUACAUCAUACAUUACAUUAUUGCUCUAAUAUUACACAUGUGCUAUACAAAAUCCACAAUACCAAAACAUUCCAGUGUGUGUGUUUGUAUGUGUGUGUGUCUCCUCACAGUCCGCAUUGUGCCUUGAGGUAUUGUUUUAUCUGUUAUUUAAAUUUGAUUUUACUGCUCGCUUGAGUUACUUGAUGUGGAAGAGUUCCAUGUAGUCAUGGCUUUCUCAGUCUGUUCUGGACUUGGGGACUGUAAAGAGAACCCUAGUGGCAUUUCUUGUGGGGUAUGUACAGUAUGGGUGUCUGAGCUGUGUGUUAGCUGCUUGAACAGACAGUUCGGUGUUUUCAACACGUCAGUACCUCUUACAAAGACAAGUAGUGAUGCAGUCAAUCUGCUUUGAGCCAGGAGAGAUUGGCAUGCAUAUGUGCUUGAUAUUAGCCCUCCGUGUACAUUUAAGGGCCAGCCGUUCUGCUCUGUUCUGGGCCAAAUUUAAUUUGCUAUGUUUUUUGCUAUCUUUGCUAUUAACUAUGUCUUUCUUUGCAGCACUUUCAGGUGUGAUAAAACUAAGGCCUGUAGACCUGUAGCUUUUAGAUUUUUUAUAUGUAUUUAGGACUAGCUAAUUACUUUCCACCCAUUCUAAAACUAACUGCAGCUCUUUGCUAAGUAUAGCAGUGACUUCACUUGAUGUGGUAGCUGCCAUACAUAAUGGUGAGUCAUCAGUCACACAGGCUGUGUGUGUGUGUGUGUGUGUGUGUGUGUGUGUGUGUGUGUGUGUGUGUGUGUGUGUGUGUGUGUGUGUCUCCUCACAGUCUGCGUUGUGUUGUUUUUUUCUGUUCUUUAGUAUGACUGUGAGGAAUGUGGGGACAGUAAGAGGUGACGUGAACUUGGCCUUUCAUUUAGUUUUCUUUUUGCUAAAUGGAACAGUAAAAGCACCUUGUCCUACCAUCACAUCAGUCAAUGGCUCUGACAACUCACUGGAGGUGACAUGGGGGAUCAGCAAGUUGCACACUAGAUGUCGUCUCCGUUACCGAAUGGCCACCACUGACAAAUGGACUGAGAUCCCAGCCAAUGUUCUUGUGGAAAACGCUGAAAAAGCAGUCUACACGAUUGAAGGCCUCAAGCCUUUCAGCAGCUACAUCAUUGCCGUUUCCUGUAUUUUGUCAUUUGGUCACUGGAGUGACUGGAGCAUGGAGACAACUGGGACAACACUGGAGAGAGCACCCUCUCGACCGCCAGAUAUCUGUUAUCAUGUGGAGACGGUGAACAAACAAGGACCUCAUCACCUUAUGCUUAUGUGGAAGGCCCUUGAUGUUUAUGAUGCUCACGGACAUAUUCUUGGGUACCAAGUGAGCUACACACAAACAAAGCACCCCUCUCUGAGUGUGACCACUAACACCACAGAUCUGAAGGUGGUCCUUGUGGUGACCGAGGAUGAGUUGGAGGUCACAGUUAUGGCGUACAAUAGCGCUGGUGGAUCCCCUUACUCUCAUCUAAAGAUUGACCUUAGUCUUCAUCAGACUCUACCCUCAGUGAGAAGACUUUGGGUGAAUUCUGAAGGUGAUAGGCUAGUGCUUCAAUGGGAUGUGGGACACAUAUCCCUGCCAGUUAGUGAGGUUGCCAAUGAGUGGGCCACUGAUGCUGCACAUCCCAUUUCCAGUCACUGGAAACGAGUGAAUGGCUCCACCAGAUCAACAGUCUUGAAAGACCAUCUUCAGCCUGGGACAACAUACAGAAUCAAUGUUUACCCCAUAUCUAAUCAACUGUGUGGGCCACCCAAGUCAAUCUUUGCCAACCUAGAGUACGGAACUCUUUUAGGCGCAGUCGGAAUGCACGUUGUGGAUGUGACUAAAAACACAGUGACUGUACAGUGGGAGUGGCAGAGAAAGGAGGUUCACCCCAAGGUUCUCAGAUACAGAGUGAUACUGCACCUGGGGGAGAUACAGGUCGAAUCUAUCCCUGUCUGGCCAGAUGUAUGGCAGCACACAUUCUUCAAACUCCGCGCAAACACAGGCUAUUCUGUUCAUUUACUGGCGGAGACUUCUAAUGACAACAUUUCAAGGGAAAUUAUUCCUAUUAAAACACAUCUUUUUGAACAUUAUUUCAUUAUGUUCACCUUCCCUCUAAUCGUCCUGCUUACCCUUGGCCUUUUCUUCAUCUUAUCCAGAACUUUCUACAAAACAUAUUUAUUUCCAAAAAUUGCUAACCCUGGGGCCAGUGUUGUUGGACGAUGGCUUUUGGAGUCACACCAUGAGAAAAAACGUGUGAAGAAUGUACUGAAGCUGGAGGAGUUCUUAGUCACUGAUCUCUCAGGAGAAAACGGCUUUGUUGAGCUGGGGCAAGAAAGGCUACCUGUGAGAGAGGACGGGAUUUUUAACCCUGGUUCAUCUCACAGUACCCUCAAUAUAAAACAUAUUUUUAUUCCGCAAAAUACAGAAUACAUUGAAAAUACUCCUAAAAGUAACAGAGAGAACAGGGAUUCCUCCCUGAUGUUUAACAAUGUUGCCCACAUAGAGAAUGGCCAGGGUACACACAUAGAAAAUUGCCAGGGUAGCUUACCAGAAGGUUCCAGUUGUUGUUACUUGUCAACUUUCAGUGGACACCCCCACGUCUUUCAGAACUCCCCCUAAAACCCCACUUGUUUCAUUUUGGUUGUUGUCAGUGACUCGUUAGUUCCCCCUUCUGUUUGAGCGUCAUUUUAGGUUUUCUUGCUGGGGAUCUUAAUUAACAAUGUAUACAGUGUUUGUUCUGCUGUAAAAUAUAUUGUACAUAUAUUUUUACAUUUUAUAUUAAACUUCAACCCUAUCCCAUGUCAUUUUAUGGGUUAACUAUAUGGGUAAACAAUGAGAAUGAUUAAUAUAUUGUAUGUCAUUUUUUGUAUGUAGUAUUCUGUUUAUGUAUUAUGGGGAGUUUAUUUCAAUUUAAAUAGAUAUAUAAAUAAUUACCUUACCUGACUGAUGGUAUCCUAUACGAAAAUAAUAUACUAUGGAAUAACUGAUAGAGAAAAUUAUGAAAGGAAAAAUACACACCGAGAUGGGACAGUUAAAAUAUUUUAUUAAAUAGAUGUAGCUGCAGCUCUUAAAUAACUUGUCAGUUAUUGUAUUGCAUAGUAAUUUAUAUUACCUGUAUAGAGGGCUUGAAGUUGACGUACGACGCCUCCUGGUGGUCAUUCAUUCCUUCAACGAAAACAGCCCAGUGGCUACCCCAAACUGUCUGAUAACAGUGCUUAACCCCAAACUGCAUGAUAACAGUUGUCACGCCCUGGCCUUAGUAUUCUUUGUUUUCUUUAUUAUUUUAGUUAGGUCAGGGUGUGACAUGGGGAAUGUUUGUGUUUUGUCGGUUUUGGGUGGUUAUAUGGUAAAGGGGGUGUUGGGUGUAGUGUAUGGGUUUGUGUUGAGUGAAUGUGUCUAGCUGUGUCUAUGGUUGAGUGUAGGUUCUAGGAAAGUCUAUGGUUGCCUGAAUUGGGUCUCAAUUAGAGACAGCUGGUUUUUGUUGUCUCUGAUUGGGAGCCAUAUUUAAGGCAACCAUAGGCUUUAGCUGUUUGUGGGGAAUUGUCUAUGUCAGCACUGAUGUUUGUAUAGCUUCACGGUCGUCUGUUCUGUUUGUUGUUUUGUUUUUCCUUCUUUAAAAUAAAAGAAGAUGUACUUU